AUGGUAACGUUUCUACUGCUGACUUUGGCAUUUGAUCUGACUCAUGCUCAAGCUGAGCUUGAAGGAAAGUGGAUUACCAUUGCCGGUGCUGCUGACAAUGUGGAUAAGAUAGAGGAAGGAGGACCUUUGAGAUUCUACUUUCGUGAACUUACUUGUAAUGAGGAAUGCAGUCAAAUGGAAAUCAUACUUUAUGUCAAUGCAAAUAACCAAUGUUCACAGACCAAAAUCACUGCAUAUAGGCAAGAAGACGGUAACUACAGAUCCCAGUUUGAAGGUGAUAAUGUAUUUAAACCUCUGUUUGCAACAGAAGACAUCAUAUUUUUUGCUGGUGAAAAUGUGGAUAGAGCCAGCCGGAAAACAAAAUUGAUUUUUGUUCUUGGGAAAGGUCAACCCUUGACUCCUGAGCAACAUGAGAGACUUGAGACAUAUGCUGAGGAACGUAGCAUUCCACCAGAAAACAUUCGAGAUGUUCUGGCUACAGAAAUAAAAGAAAGAACUGCAGAGCUGCACAAGCUUUGCUCCUCGGCUGAUGUGGACAUGAUUCACCUGAAGCUGAAGAUGCAGGGCUGCAUCUCUGUGCAGGUCAAUGUUGGUUCAUUAGCCUAUGCAAAGGCUUUCUUAAAUGAAAGUCAAGCUACCGAGUACCCACCUAAGAAAGUGAAUGAGUUGAAAGACAUGUUUAGAGAAGACUCGGAAGGCAAGGAAGCUUUUUGCUCCUCUUACUGUCUGCAUAUCACCCUCACCUUUUAG
This is a messenger RNA of Myodes glareolus (Bank vole), 750 nucleotides long. The record is from RefSeq and is a predicted model, not a curated record. NCBI's taxonomy places the organism in Eukaryota, Metazoa, Chordata, Mammalia, Rodentia, Cricetidae.